Messenger RNA from Penicillium expansum, 1272 nucleotides. RefSeq names its product 60S ribosomal eL18 domain-containing protein. The transcript is spliced from 9 exons. Gene Ontology annotation, cellular component: cytosolic large ribosomal subunit; ribosome. Gene Ontology annotation, molecular function: RNA binding; structural constituent of ribosome. The coding region runs from base 1 to 1272 and encodes 423 amino acids. Gene Ontology annotation, biological process: translation; transmembrane transport. Lineage: Eukaryota; Fungi; Ascomycota; Eurotiomycetes; Eurotiales; Aspergillaceae. The record is from RefSeq and is a predicted model, not a curated record.
AUGAGCUUGGAUCGCCAGGAUGCUAUUCAGAAGGAUGGAUUGGAGGGUGCAGCAAAGCCUGCCUUGCAGAAUCUCUCCAAGUUUCCCUCUAGUUCAAAUCCAGCCAAGGAGCUGAUUAAUGAACAAACCCCCUCAAUGUUGUUUGUAGAGUCUCCCGAUGGUGAGAUGACUCCGAUGAGUCGCCUUGUUUGUGGAGGUGUUGCCGGCAUCACCUCGGUGACCAUCACUUAUCCUCUGGACAUCGUUCGAACCCGGCUUUCUAUUCAAUCCGCUUCAUUUGCCGAUCUUGGAGCAAGAGAUCCAAGCCAAAAACUGCCAGGCAUGUUCACCACAAUGGCCAUGAUCUAUAAAAAUGAAGGUGGGACAAAGGCUUUAUAUCGUGGAAUUGCUCCUACUGUUGCCGGAGUAGCGCCAUAUGUGGGACUCAAUUUUAUGACCUACGAAUCGGUGCGCAAGUAUCUAACACCGGAAGGGGACAAAAACCCUAGCUCCUAUCGAAAAUUACUGGCUGGCGCGAUCUCUGGAGCAGUCGCCCAGACGUGUACCUAUCCUUUUGAUGUGCUACGUCGGCGAUUCCAGAUAAACACAAUGUCGGGAAUGGGUUACCAAUACACUUCGAUCUGGGAUGCUCCGAAAGUCAAGGAUCAAAAACCUCCUGCACUUUCCAUACGGGUGCGACAGCAAGCUAUUUCCCGGGAAGUCGACCAAUACACAGCCAUGGGUAUCGACCUGGACCGCCACCAUGUGCGGAGCAGCCACCGCAAGGCUCCCAAGAGCGACAACGUCUACUUGAAGGUUCUGGUGAAGCUCUACCGCUUCUUGGCUCGCCGCACCGAGUCCAACUUCAACAAGGCCGUCCUCCGUCGUCUCUUCAUGUCGAGAAUUAACCGUCCCCCGGUUUCCCUCUCUCGCGCUGUUGCCAACAUCAGCGAGGCCCAGAAGGGAAAGACCGUCGUCGUUGUCGGCACUGUCACCGAUGACAACCGCCUUUUGACCGUCCCCAAGCUGUCGAUUGCUGCCCUCCGUUUCACCGCUACCGCUCGCGCUCGCAUUGAGAAGGCCGGUGGUGAGACUUUGACUCUUGACCAGCUUGCUCUCCGCGCUCCUACCGGUGCCAACACUCUCCUCCUGCGUGGACCCAAGAAUGCCCGUGAGGCCGUGAAGCACUUCGGCUUCGGUCCUCACACCGACAAGAAGCCGUACGUGGGAAGCAAGGGCCGCAAGUUCGAGCGGGCUCGUGGUCGCAGACGUUCCAAGGGUUUCAAGGUUUAA